ACACGUGCCAGCGAGUCUAGAACGGUCAAGGGAAGAGCUCGAGGGCGGACGCGCGUGGGUGACGCUCCGGAGAAAAUUUUGAUUUUUUAAAGCGUUUUUGAGAUAAGAGAUUUUGUUUGGGAGCAUUUUCUUUAGAGGAGAUACUCGUUUUGUCAUCCAGACUCGUUGGAGGUCGUGGUUGAAGGAUGGAUAGCCCGUGGCCAAUAUCCGAUUGGUACGAGGAAGCGGAACUGGCACACAAUGUUAAUAAGGAGGUGGUGCAUGUAACAUACGGGACCAUGGAGGCGGCACGGGAAGCAGCCCAGCGACUCAAUGGAUACAACUUAGAAGGCGGAGUUUUGCGUGUAGAUCGCUUAAUGGACCGCAGGCGUGGACCAAGGGGUGCCAUGGGUGGUGGAGCAAUGGGUGGCCGCAUGGGAGUCCCAGGAGCAACUUCACCUUCCCAGCGACACACAGACUUCCCCCUCCGCAUCCUUGUCCUCAGUGAAAUGGUUGGCGCUAUCAUUGGCCGCCAGGGAGCCACCAUUAGGACAAUCACACAGCAGACGCGCGCCAGAGUAGAUGUUCACAGGAAAGACAAUGCAGGCUCUCUGGAAAAAGCCAUCACCAUCUACGGUAACCCAGAGAACUGCACUAAUGCCUGUAAACGAAUACUAGAAGUUAUGCAAGAGGAAGCAAAUAACACAAACAAGGGAGAGGUACCCCUGAAGAUUCUCGCUCACAACAACUUGAUUGGCCGCAUCAUCGGAAAAGGAGGAACAACCAUCAAGAAAAUCAUGGACGAUACUAGCACCAAGAUCACAGUCUCCAGUAUCAAUGAUAUCAAUAGCUUCAACUUAGAAAGAAUCAUUACUAUAAAGGGUAAUAUUGAAGAUAUAGCACAGGCUGAGAACAUGAUCAGUUCUCGCCUCAGGAACAGUUACGAGAGUGACUUGCAAGCAUUCGCUCCCCAGAGUGCCAUGUUCCCUGGCCUGCAUCCAAUGGCCAUGAUGUCAACAGUAGGUUUUGGCCUUCCUCGAGGAGGUGGUGCAGCUGGUAGUAUGGGCAUGUAUGGUUCUUCUCCUGCUUCCUAUCCACCACUCUAUCCCACGCCUAUUCCUGGCCAGCAAGGCUCUCACGCUUCAGAGGUUUGUGAGGAAAUGGCAUAUCUAUACAUCCCUAACUCUGCUGUUGGUGCCAUUAUUGGGACUAAGGGGUCACAUAUCCGUAACAUUAUCCGAUUUAGUGGAGCAUCCGUAAAGAUCGCCCCACUUGAGGACGAUGGGCGACCCACAGAGCAGACGGAAAGAAAAGUAACCAUAGUAGGGACACCAGAAGCUCAGUGGAAGGCACAGUUCCUGAUCUUUGAGAAGAUUCGUGAAGAGGGCUAUGGUGUAGGAGUGGAGGAUGUACGACUAACUGUAGAGAUUAUUGUACCGUCAUCACAGGUUGGACGCAUAAUUGGUAAAGGUGGUCAAAAUGUGCGUGAUCUCCAGCGCCAGACAGGUUCGGUGAUUAAGCUUCCCCAACAAGGAACCACAACUUCAGAAGAAACAACCGUCCACAUCUUAGGCCCCUUCUUCUCUGUACAGUCAGCCCAGCGUCGCAUCAGAGCUAUCAUCCAGAUGUCAACCGCCCCCAGCAGCGGGAGGGGCAGUCGCGGACCCACAACAUCACGGGUGCAGUGAGGUCACGACUAGAGAAACGACAUCGUAACAAAGUCCCGCCCACACGCCAGCACCACGCCCCAAGCGACAUACCAAAGAGACGGAGAUAUUGGAGCUUAGGACUGACUGGGUGUGUCGGCGGCCUCGAUCACUUGACCUCGCUUGCUUGCUUGUUUUGCCUCUGGGGCCCAGGCCGGCUGACCUGAGCUUGACCAACGCAUCACAGAUCUCAGGGGGAUUGUCUGAAGAGUAGAGUAUUAGCAUUGUAGCUGUUGGAUUGAUUUGCGUUGAUGUAUAUGUAGGGUCUUGUUUUGUUUAUCAUAGACUAUGAUUUUGUUUACAGCGGAUGUGAAAUGCUUCUAGUGAUUGCCUUUAAAAAAAGAUAUUCAGGUAAUACCUUUGUCGUUAUACAAUGAGUGUGAUGUGUACUAGUACUGCCCGUCACCCUCCCUGGGCCCCAGACAUGAGUUGUGACAAAGGUGCAUCAAGUAACUGAGAGACCGUUGUGUUGUGUAGUGCCCAAGCCACAUGUGCGCAAAUGAUGUGUGCAUGGAGGCAUAUGUGUGCAUCUGUAAAUGUGCACCUGAGGCUCCUGUGUUGAGUUCUGACCCCCUGUGUACACCUGCUGGCCGCACCAGUCAAUUUCGCGGCCAGCUGAGGCGAGUCAUGGUACACCAGGCAACCUUAAGCCCAGUGGCCCACGUUGAAGUGGUGUUGUCUGCUCGUCUAGUUAGUGUGGGCACUGCUGAUAUCAGGGCUCCGCUGUUUAGUUAACUAGUACAAAAGUUUGUGGAAUAUAAUGGACCAUUGUUAUAAUAUGGUCUUUUUUGUACGCAAAGUUAUAGCAAAGUUUAUUUUUGAUACAUUGUUGGAGCAAUUUUUUGUUAAAUUUUUUUUAAUGAAGGAAAAUAGUUUAAAUGUAGCAUGGAAAAUGCUAUACAAUAAAAGCCUUGUGAGCACUCUCCACAUACCACCUCUCUUCAGGUCAGUAGACCCUAGGCUGACUCUACGGGGGACUUGGCAUGCGCUCAAGUACCAACGUUUCCGCUACUCCAAAAAGGUGGACACCAUACCACAGUUCCACAAGGAAGUUUGAAAUGUUAAUUACAGGGGAUCAAAAUUCCGAACUCACAAAACAAAACAAUGUAUGCAAAACAGGAAAUGAUGUAUACUCUAGAUGAAAUGCCCACUGAUUUUGUAGUACCAUGAACAUUGAAAUACUUCACUCAGGUGACUCUAGAAGAUGAUUGAUGCAGCACAGGCCUGCCGCGCGCUGCGUCUGUGAACGUGGAGUGGGGACGGGGACACUCCUCCCCCACGCCACCUGAGCUACCUCACUCCUACACCAGUUGUUAUCCUACAGCACCUCAGCAAUUCCUGCCAGAUUCCAUACUGUUUGUGUUUUCCUAUAUAAGCCUCAAGUUUUUUCUCAUAUAUAAUGUUGAUGGAAGCACCAGAGAUACUAAUCAGUUUUGCAUUGUACUAAGGGGGAAUGGUUGCAAUGUUUGCCUAUAUAUGGUAUGGAUAGGAUCAGUACAGGGGCACUUCUUGCAAGAUAAAAACAAAUAGUUUAGCUUUGCAGUAAGGUGUCAGCUUGCGGAUAUGAAGUGGAUGUAAAGUUCAAAAGUAAGUCCUACAAAAACCCAGAUGAUCCUCUCCUUUACCAAUGCGUGUGAUAGUCUGUUGUGUGUCUGCAUGAGUGUUCUGGCCAUGGCUAUCGCUGUACCUAAUUUCUCGGUUGAUUCACACAUAGGACUUGCUGAGAUGCUGUGGGAUUGAGAUCCUCUGCUGUCUGCUUCCCAUGUCAAAAGUGUUAAAUGCUUCGAGUGCAAAACAAAGCUUGAUCGAAACAGGAACAAAAAUGUACAAAGUCCGUUUUCUAUUAAUCACAUUUAGAUAUCACAAAAAAUCUUAUUGCAAAUUAUUAUUCUUGGUCAUUUGCAAAACUUCAAAACUAGCCACAACAAAAAAGCAACUGGACAAGACAAAGCGAUGCCGCGAAAACCUUCUAGCCCCGCUAAGCUUAACUUGUACCCUAGUAUUUUAUGCUUUUAAGUGUGGAGCAACAGAAGACCCGCAAUUCUUGGUGCCUGACUUGAUAUCAGCAGGACUUCUUCAUCUCAGACUGGCUUGAAAUGUGAUUGGCUGUGCUAAGCAUACACGUUGUUAUCGGAUUGGUUGACUUGUUUUCCAAAGCCAGGUUGACAUCAAGUUGUGUUCUCUUAAGAGUUGUGCAGCAAGGUCUAGCAGAGAUCCACUGGUGGUAGGUGCGUUCCAUGUAGACGCUGUUUGAUGAUUAUGAUUAUUAAAAAAAUCUAUUCUGCCUGUAUUCCCACUGGACUGUAUAUGAUACAAUUGGUGAUUAUGAUCCAUGAAUACUACGUCAAUAAGGUUCAGUAACCCCUUUUUUUCAUAGAGAAAUUUAAGGCCAUAUUGAAGUAAUAUCCAGAUUUCAAAAUCACCAAUAGUACAACAGUGUCGUCUGAUUAUAAAACAGCACUUGGUUUUUGCGCUAGUGUAUGUAACAGUCUCCUCACUGGAUAACCUUUCAGAUGACAGGUUCCGGGGCCCUCUGUCUGGAUGUUUGGAGAAAAGUAAUGAAAGGAAACUAUUAUUACAUUGUUAUAGUAAGGAUCAAAUUUGUUUAUACCUCCCUACAUGGAAAUAUAACCUUUUUUUACAUUUUAAUACAGCACAUUUAAAGUUUGGCUCAGUAUGACAAAAUUACAAUAUUAUUAAAAAGAAACGUUUCUGUAAGUAUUCAGACAAAGGGUUCCUCACAUAGUACUCUUCAAGUUUGUUUAGCUGUUAUGUUUAGAUUAUGUAUGAGGACUUCUUACCCAUCAUGGUUCACUUCUUGGAAUUAGUUGUGCAGCACUUGAAAACUUCCGGGUGGAAAGAAAGGAAAAAACGGUCAGAUUCAUUUUUUCAGUUCUAUUCUGCAUACAGGAAUCUUUGUUCUUAAUAAUCACCGGUUUUAUUUGAUUUUAUUUUCUAAAACUUAUUUAUCAUUUAUGUUCAGUAGUUGAUACUUGCCCAUGCAUCACCACAGAACCAAUUAAUUCCUUUUUGCCUUUAAAUGCCAUGUUAAGAAAAAGAAUUGUCUUUUGCUGCUACUAUUUUCUUUCCACUCGCUGGUGCAGGGGAGACGUCGUGGAUGCAGCUCUCGCGUGCGACGAUUGCAAGCAGACACGUGCAUGCGCAGCUGUCCUGUUAACUGAGCAGAGGCACGAGCAGCUGUUGUUGCGACCUCUCCCUCUGUGGGCAGUGGGCGCGGGCGGUUCGAGUAUGGGUGUGGCAAGGGCGCCUGUAAUAUAUUGUGAGAGCUAUGAUGGCCUUUGCCGGACUCGCACUCCACCGUCCCCGCCCGAGCCAUGCUGAGGGAUCCCAUGUUCCAAGGGUCCCACAUCUGGUCUAAGGGUAUCCAAGACAAGCCAGCCACUCCCACUUGGUUGCAAUCUAAAACGAAAUUGGAACGUAUAUGCAUUUGCUUUUCUUUCAUUAUUAAUUUUCAUUUCUUUCCCUCUCUUUCAACCAAUUGAAAAUGAAAUGGCUUGAGUAAUGUUCGAUACGAUACAUAGUGGAUCUAAGGCUAUGUAUUAUUUAUGUAAUUGAAGUAACUGGGUGGAAGUGGUCGGCUGUUGUCAUGUGCGGGCUACCUGUGUCUUGCGUGGUAGCUGUAUAUUCUGAUAAUGGUAGCCAGGCAGACACUUGGUAACCCAGACCAGAGGAUCCUAUCUGCCUCCUAACAGGCACUCAUAACCCCUUUCCCUAAGGUGCCUCUGUGACCCCCAAACAAUCCCCAAAACCUCUCUGGCCAAUCGGUCCCUGCGUGGUCUCCAUUGGUUAGCUCGUCUGACCACUUAACCCUCAAGAAAGCACCACUCGGCCCCAUCAUCCACUGUAGGAUGUCUCCGUAGCAGCUGUAGGCCUACGUGGUUCAAGUCAACCCGCUGUCGCCCCCCCCCCCCCCUACUCUCUCGACCCCCCGACCAGACCCAACUGCCACGACAACCACUUGGCCUGUGUGCGUCCACCUCCUGGACUUCCCGGCGGCGCCUCCAUGUACAAAGCAUCUACCACCCGCCUCCCCCGCACCUCCCACCGUGUGCCUAGUGCCGCUGUCGACGUCGCAGGGGGCGUACCUGAGCCGCGUCACUACUACCAUUACUACUACAACAACUGUAUUAAUAUUACAGCAACAACCACCACCGCCACCCUGGGCCGACCUGGAGGGGGCAUCCUACCAACCAACCAACCAAUUAAAACCAUAUUUCAUAAAUAAUAAUAAAAACUUUGCCUCGGGAUGGGAGAGAAUCUCCGUCUGUCAGGCGUUGCCACCAUCACACCGCAAACCACCGCCUCGAACACCACAUCCACCACAUUUGGGUACCAGCCACCGCUUCUCCUCUCUACUGGUUCAAGUAAUAAACAAUUUCAGGUUA
Messenger RNA from Penaeus chinensis, 6091 nucleotides. It is a transcript of the gene Imp, whose product is annotated as insulin-like growth factor 2 mRNA-binding protein 1. Lineage: Eukaryota; Metazoa; Arthropoda; Malacostraca; Decapoda; Penaeidae. Gene Ontology annotation, cellular component: nucleus; cytosol; cytoplasm. The record is from RefSeq and is a predicted model, not a curated record. The transcript has 9 exons. Gene Ontology annotation, molecular function: mRNA 3'-UTR binding. Bases 186 to 1667 code for a protein of 493 amino acids. Gene Ontology annotation, biological process: nervous system development; regulation of gene expression.